GGUAGUAAAGAGAGAGUCGACAGUCUGGCGGUAGUGGAGGAGUGAGCCGCUACAAUUCUAUCAUCUCGUUCAUUUAAUUUCAUUUCUUACGAUGCUCAAUCCUCAUGAGGGCCAAGCGCUCUAUGCCCCCCCGGUGCCCGCCCCAGGCCCCAUGGUUCCCCCAGCUAGCAUGUUUGGCAACGUACCAGGGUACGAGGACACUUUAGCUGGCGGAGGAGGUGGAUAUCUCCCCCCACCGAUGCCCUUGCACCCGAAUCGGGAUCCAGAGCCUGCACCCGUACAACAAGACUGGAACAUCCCCUCCAUCACUGAAGAUGUGGCGCGGGAGCGUUUUAUAAUGUACGCGUCUGGUUACUGCUGCUAUAACAAUGCCCCCGCCAAGGAUGGAGUUAUCACUGACAUGCAGGCGUUCAACACCUAUCGGUACCGUUUGGAGACAUUCACAGAGUCUAGAUCUACAGAGUGGGCCACCAAGCCUUAUGAAGGUGAACCAGCAGACUUCUACACGCAGACUGCCCCCCGGCCGUGGGAAAUCCCAGUGACAGGUCCCUCCCUGUUCCAAAACCACGAGGAGAACAUAAAAGUCCCUUACACAUCAUCUAACAAGCCCUGCCACACUUGUAGUGCCUCUGGAAAGAUGCCCUGCCAUGAGUGCAAUGGGUCUGGAACGAAAGCUUGUUGGGUCUGCAAUGGAUCUGGCAGACGGGGAGGAGAUAGUCCCUGCAGCCAAUGCAAUGAAAGAGGAAAGGAGAACUGCUCUAAAUGUCAUGGUAACGGGACUAAAGAAUGUGAGACCUGCAAGGGCAAGCGGCAACUGUUGACCUACAUCAACCUUAAAGUCGAGUGGAAGAAUAAUGUUGAAGACUAUGUUGUGGAGCAGAACAGUGGGCUGGAGGUUAACAAUCUGAGCGAUGUGACGGGAAAGACACUCUUCAAAAACGCCCAGUACAUGCUGUAUCCAGUGUAUGGCUUCCCAGAUCCGUCUUUAUCCCAGGCUUCAGACCGUUUGGUUAGAGAACACCAGGCUAAAUACUCCCAGAACUCUCGCAUCCUUCAACAGCAACAAACCAUCGAGUUGAUUCCCAUCACCAAGGUGACCUACAAGUGGAAGGGAGGCAUCCAUGUUUACUAUAUCUAUGGGAACGAACACCAGGUCAAAGUUCCUGACUACCCUGCCACCUGCUGCUGCUCUAUCAUGUAACCAGUCAAGCCAGCCAGCCAGCCAGCCAGCCACUUAACCAUACCCCUUUUGGUGGAUGCGUCACCAGGCCAGCCCAAUACAGCUUGCCUUGACGUGACUUAGUUCAGCUCAGUAUGAAAAAAGGUUUUGUUUAUCAGUUAGCUAGCUAGCUAGUUAGUUAGUUAGUUAGCUAGUUAGUUAGGUAGGUAUUGUAGGUAGUUCUUUAGGGCCUUUUACCCUCUCAGGAGUUUAGGGCUAAGUGUAUUCUGAUCAGUAUACUACAUGUUGUUGUUUAUUUUUAUAAUAAUUAAUGCAGCCCUGGAAUUUCAGGAAUUUGUUUUUUGUUUCAACUUUUUCACAAGUAAAUUACUUUAUGCAAAUAAAAAAAAUGUAUUGUUCAGAAAUGUGGUGGGUACUCUCUUCGUUCGCUGGACUUU
Molecule: messenger RNA, 1617 nt
Organism: Salvelinus namaycush (lake trout)
Lineage: Eukaryota; Metazoa; Chordata; Actinopteri; Salmoniformes; Salmonidae
Product: protein SSUH2 homolog
Exons: 12
Coding region: 92-1201 (369 amino acids)
Molecular function (GO): heat shock protein binding
Source: RefSeq, a predicted model, not a curated record